Messenger RNA from Neodiprion fabricii, 1845 nucleotides. Its product is annotated as transmembrane protein 184C. The transcript is spliced from 6 exons. Bases 269 to 1564 code for a protein of 431 amino acids. The record is from RefSeq and is a predicted model, not a curated record. Gene Ontology annotation, biological process: transport. NCBI's taxonomy places the organism in Eukaryota, Metazoa, Arthropoda, Insecta, Hymenoptera, Diprionidae. Gene Ontology annotation, molecular function: transporter activity.
AAUCAGUAUGUAGCAAUUAAUCGCAGAUAAUCUUUCAAUAAUUAAUAACAAACGCCCUUGCUUAAUUUGACACUGAGCAACGGGCAUAAUAAAUCAAUUAUUAAUAAUACUUACCAUUGUCCUAAUGCAACAUUUUAGUGAAAUGAAUCUAUUUCGAUUAUACGUAAUACAUACCUAUACUUAUUACCAAUUGUAAAUGACACAACAAAAACUAAAUAUUCCUGAGUAAAUAAGUAUGUGGAGAUCAGCAGGAAUGCUUCAAUAAGCGAUGGCGUCAAUUUGCCAACGUUGGCGGGUGUGGAUUCUUCCAUUAUUGACGUGUCUCUAUGGACUAGUCAUUAUAAUAUUGAUACCAAUAUUAUUGACAAACUCUAUCAACAAUGGAUUUAGAAAACAAGAUCAAGGCGCCUUGGCCGGGGGUGCGUUUGUCCUGCUGGCCCUACCAAUUUCAUUUUAUGAAAUUAUACAACACAUGAUACACUAUACCCAACCAAAGCUGCAAAAAUAUAUUAUCAGAAUCUUGUGGAUGGUUCCAAUAUAUGCGGUUAAUGCUUGGCUUGGCCUUAUUUUUCCUGAUGAAAGUAUAUACAUGGACAGUUUGCGAGAAUGCUAUGAAGCAUAUGUGAUUUACAACUUCAUGAUGUAUCUACUUGCUUACCUUAACGCUGAUCAUCACUUGGAGCAAAGACUGGAGCUGGCGCCACAGGUUCACCACAUGUUUCCUCUCUGUUGUUUACCAGAUUGGCAAAUGGGAAAAGAGUUUGUUCACAUGUGCAAACAUGGCAUUCUUCAGUACACUGCUGUUCGACCUAUAACAACAUUGAUUUCAUUUAUUUGCGAGUUGAACGGAGUCUAUGGCGAAGGUGAAUUCAGAGCAAAUGUUGCCUUUCCGUACAUGAUUGCAUUCAACAAUUUAUCACAAUUCAUAGCAAUGUACUGUUUAGUAUUGUUUUAUCGAGCGAAUUCAGAGGCACUGAGGCCAAUGAAACCAAUUGGGAAAUUCCUCUGCAUUAAAGCUGUCGUAUUUUUCUCAUUCUUUCAAGGUGUGAUUGUAGCCUUCCUAGUAUAUUUCGAUGUAAUAUCGAGUAUUUUCAACACAGACAACACAGACGAUAUAAGAAAUAUUUCGUCAAAGUUGCAGGACUUUCUAAUUUGUAUAGAAAUGUUUCUGGCUGCUGUAGCUCAUCACUACAGUUUCAGCUACAAACCGUUUGUUAAUUUAGCACAGAGCCAAGUAUGGUGGGAUGCGUUUAGAGCAAUGUGGGACGUUUCAGAUGUUCAUAAUGACAUUAAGGAGCAUUUGGGAGUCGUAGGAUCAUCUUUGAGCCGUAGGAUUCGCGGGCGCAGUUCCUAUCAACAAACCUGGGGCAGUGCAAAUGAGCGCACAUCUCUAUUACCCCAGGUACAAAUCCCAUCAGCUCAAAGUGCACCAGCAUCUUCAUUCGUGGGAUAUAACACGAACGAAGCUGGUACAAGUAAUGAUAACUCCCAGGAUUUUAUUCCCGGCUUCGUUGACUUAAGCCCUGAAGUUCCAAUGAACAAUAAUCGUGCUAUCAAUACGUAAAUGAAAAUGUAACAACGAAGAUCAGAUAUAUGAAUCUAAAAACUUGAAAAUGUUGGAAUUGUUUAAAAUCUGUUAAGAAUUAGCAGAAUUUUGAUAUCCGCAAUAAUAUAUAUUUUAAUAAGAUAUUAUAUAUAGUGACUCUAUCAAAAUAGCAAUAUAUGUGGCUCAGAACUCUCGUUACCUCAGGUGAAGAAAGUAGAGUGUAAGAGAAAUAUUUCAAGCAGGAUAACAAUUCAUUCAUAAUGAUCUUGUAAAUAUGAAUAAACGUGAUGAUGUAAAUA